Pogoniulus pusillus (Red-fronted tinkerbird) is the source of this 2546-nucleotide messenger RNA. It is a transcript of the gene MKLN1, whose product is annotated as muskelin 1. NCBI's taxonomy places the organism in Eukaryota, Metazoa, Chordata, Aves, Piciformes, Lybiidae. Bases 23 to 2224 code for a protein of 733 amino acids. The record is from RefSeq and is a predicted model, not a curated record. Gene Ontology annotation, cellular component: cytoplasm. The transcript is spliced from 18 exons. Gene Ontology annotation, molecular function: protein binding.
GGCAGCCGCUGCUGACAACAAGAUGGCGGCUGCGGGGCCGGCGGUCCCCGAGAGCCGAGUGCUGGGCUACACCUUGCACCGCUGGAGCAGCUUCUCCUCUACCUACCUGCCCGAGAAUAUCUUGGUGGAUAAACCAAAUGAUCAGUCCUCAAGAUGGUCUUCAGAAAGCAAUUAUCCUCCUCAGUAUUUGAUUCUGAAACUUGAAAGACCUGCCAUAGUCCAGAGUAUCACGUUUGGGAAAUACGAGAAAACUCACGUCUGCAAUUUAAAGAAGUUUAAAGUCUUUGGUGGAAUGAAUGAGGAAAACAUGACAGAUCUGUUAUCCAGUGGCUUAAAGAAUGAUUAUAACAAAGAAACAUUCACCUUGAAGCAUAAAAUUGAUGAACAGAUGUUCCCCUGUCGAUUCAUUAAGAUAGUUCCACUCUUAUCCUGGGGACCUAGCUUCAAUUUUAGUAUCUGGUAUGUUGAACUUAAUGGCAUUGAUGAACCAGAUGUGGUCCAGCCAUGCCUCAACUGGUACAGCAAGUACCGUGAACAGGAAGCCAUUCGCCUUUGCCUAAAGCAUUUUCGGCAGCACAACUACACCGAAGCUUUUGAGUCACUGCAGAAGAAAACCAAGAUUGCUCUGGAGCACCCUAUGUUGACAGACCUGCAUGACAAACUGGUGUUGAAAGGAGACUUCGAUGCUUGUGAAGAGCUGAUAGAAAAAGCUGUGAAUGAUGGCUUAUUCAAUCAGUAUAUCAGUCAACAAGAAUACAAACCUCGCUGGGGGCAGAUCAUCCCCAAGAGCACCAAAGGUGAUGGAGAAGACAGCCGACCAGGAAUGAGAGGUGGCCACCAGAUGGUCAUAGAUGUUCAGACAGAAACUGUUUACCUGUUUGGUGGCUGGGAUGGAACUCAGGAUCUGGCUGACUUCUGGGCAUACAGUGUGAAGGAAAACCAGUGGACCUGUAUAUCCAGGGAUACUGAGAAAGAGAGUGGUCCCAGCGCCAGGUCUUGUCACAAGAUGUGCAUCGACAUUCAGCGGAGGCAGAUCUACACCCUGGGACGCUAUCUGGAUUCCUCCGUGAGGAACAGCAAGUCUCUGAAAAGCGACUUCUACCGCUACGACAUUGACACCAACACGUGGAUGCUCCUGAGCGAAGACACCGCCGCAGAUGGAGGUCCAAAGCUGGUGUUUGAUCAUCAGAUGUGUAUGGAUUCUGAAAAACACAUGAUCUACACCUUUGGGGGCAGAAUUCUGACCUGCAACGGCAGCGUUGACGACAGCAGAGCCAGCGAACCACAGUUCAGUGGAUUGUUUGCUUUUGACUGCCAGUGUCAGACAUGGAAACUUUUGAGAGAGGAUUCCUGCAAUGCUGGGCCUGAGGAUAUCCAGUCCCGAAUAGGACACUGUAUGUUGUUCCACUCUAAAAACCGCUGCCUCUAUGUAUUUGGUGGGCAGAGAUCGAAGACUUACUUGAACGACUUCUUCAGUUACGAUGUCGACAGCGAUCACGUCGAUAUCAUUUCAGAUGGCACUAAGAAAGAUUCAGGGAUGGUUCCAAUGACAGGUUUCACUCAAAGGGCUACCAUUGAUCCAGAACUGAAUGAAAUCCAUGUCUUGUCAGGACUCAGUAAAGACAAGGAGAAGCGGGAAGAGAAUGUCAGGAAUUCCUUCUGGAUUUAUGACAUUGUGAGGAACAGCUGGUCUUGUGUCUACAAGAAUGACCAAGCAGCAAAAGAGAAUCCAGGUAAAAGUCUUCAAGAAGAGGAACCCUGCCCAAGGUUUGCUCAUCAGCUGGUGUACGACGAGCUGCACAAGGUUCAUUACUUAUUUGGAGGGAAUCCUGGGAAGUCCUGCUCUCCAAAGAUGAGAUUAGAUGAUUUCUGGUCUCUGAAACUCUGUCGACCUUCAAAGGAAUACCUGCUAAGGCACUGCAAAUACCUCAUAAGGAAGCACAGGUUUGAAGAAAAAGCUCAGACUGACCCUCUUAGUGCACUGAAGUACCUGCAGAAUGAUUUGUAUGUAACUGUGGAUCACUCAGACCCCGAGGAGACAAAGGAGUUUCAGCUUCUUGCCUCAGCAUUAUUUAAGUCUGGCUCGGAUUUCACCACUCUUGGAUUUUCAGACGUUGACCACACGUAUGCACAGAGAACUCAGCUGUUUGACACACUGGUCAACUUCUUCCCAGACAACAUGACCCCUCCUAAAGGCAACCUGGUAGACCUCAUCACCCUGUAAAACGGAGCAAUCACUGGACACGUGGAAGAGGAGGGGAAAAGCAUCCAUUUUCAGUAUUUUAGGUUUUUUUUUACUGCAUUGAUUGACUGCUGGGAUGAAGUAACAUAGUCAUCCCUCAGUGUUUGGAAGGGGUUUUAUACUUGUAUGGUGAAUCCCUGAAGCUUUUCCCUUGGAGUAGGUUAAUAAAAUCUAACUGACGUACUUCCAACUAAAUAUAUAUAUAUAUAUAUUUUUUCUGACUUCGGAUUUUGAGUUAGCAAAAUGUAAGAUGAAAAGGUGGGGGGAAAGAAGGAAAAGAAAAUAAAACCCAAUCAUGCAGCAA